AUGUCAUCUGCAAUAGUUGUUGCAACUAUCGCACUACAGGGAGCAGCUGUAGGAGUGUCAUUUGAGCUGGCCUUACGCUCCGUAUUCCAAGUGAAUGAUAAGGUUGCUCAAGUCAGAAUUGGCAAAUUUUUUCUCGGCUUUUUUAUGGCUAUCAAAUCAAUUUUAUUCUUAUCAUUCCAUUCAAGGUAA
Mucor mucedo is the source of this 189-nucleotide messenger RNA. RefSeq lists its product as uncharacterized. NCBI's taxonomy places the organism in Eukaryota, Fungi, Mucoromycota, Mucoromycetes, Mucorales, Mucoraceae. Bases 1 to 189 code for a protein of 62 amino acids. The record is from RefSeq and is a predicted model, not a curated record. The transcript has a single exon.